Cucurbitaria berberidis CBS 394.84 is the source of this 799-nucleotide messenger RNA. RefSeq lists its product as uncharacterized. The transcript is spliced from 2 exons. Gene Ontology annotation, molecular function: nucleic acid binding; zinc ion binding. The record is from RefSeq and is a predicted model, not a curated record. The coding region runs from base 60 to 422 and encodes 120 amino acids. NCBI's taxonomy places the organism in Eukaryota, Fungi, Ascomycota, Dothideomycetes, Pleosporales, Cucurbitariaceae.
CCGAAACAUUCACCCAUAUCCCAAGCACCCAUUGCCGACGGCCGCGGAUCCAGCCCACCAUGCCUGCCAUACGCGGAGAGAAGUCCAAGAAGAAGACGCGCCGCCACACGCGCGACCUCGACCAAGUCCACGCCGACCUGCGCGACGAGAAGCAUCUCGCCGAGUUCAAGGAUGCGAAGCCCAUAGAGGACCUGCCUGGCCUGGGGCAGUUCUACUGCAACGAGUGCGCAAAGUUCUUUGAGAGCGACGCAAAUUUUGGGGCACACCGCAAGGGCAAGGUGCACAAGCGCAGGGUGAAACAACUCCGCGAAGAGCCCUACUCCCAGAAGGAAGCAGAGGCAGCCAUAGGCCUCACCACCGACAACGGGAAACGUGCGACAACACGAAUGGACGUCGACGAUGGCGUAGCCGCGACAAGCUGAGGGUCCUGACGCAGCAUGGAGGAAGUUGUGUGUGGCCACAGUGGGCUACAGUGGCGUUGCGCGACAAUCUAGGAGGUCCUUUUACCCAGGGUCUGAAGGAAUCACUACAAGCAUAGGUGGCAAAGAGCACUCCUACCUAGAGAGUGUUUUAUGAGGAAGCAUUUGCAUGGAACGGCGUUCAAAAUCUGGAAAACGGGCAUAUAGAGGCACAAAAGUUGGAAUGAUACCCGAACAAUUCAAUCCCUUUCUCACGAAGUACAUAUGAUUCAUUUGCUAUUUCUUAUCAGAUUUAGACAGGUCAUUGAAGGUGUGAAAGCGUAGACGAGAUUUCAUCAAAUAGCACCAUCAAUAUCAAAUAAUAAAUUGAACAUCCCUCC